AUGGAACCGGCACAGACGGAGGACGCCACUGGUCAGAUUCGAGUGGAGAACAACGAGCCCCCCGAUGAAGCACUGACUCUGUGUCCACUAAACAAAGGAAAGGGUGUGGAAAAAUUACCAGCUUUCUGUACCGAACAUGCGUUUUCAUCUGAUGAAAAACAAGAUGGAAGCAGUGUCACUUUGCCCACAACGCACAUUGACCCACCUGCAUUGGUGGCAUCGCUUCACGGAGAGAGAAUUGAGCCAUCUCAUCAGGCAGGUAAGGGUAGUAUCAAGUUUACAUCAGAAAGAACUGACAUCACUGAUGUGGAAUCAUGUAUCCCUAGUGGAGACGGUCGCUCUUCCCCAGCUACACUUCCAGUAGAGGAGAUAGAACAACCAGCUACAGGAGAGUGUGAUGGAGGUGACUCGACCCCGAAACCCCGGACAUGCGGACCUUACAGGAAGUAUCUAGUUGUAGUCGGGUCUUUCUUCUCCAAUGCCAUCCUCGAGGGGUCUUUCAAUGCCUUCGGUGUACUUUACACCGACAUUUGGAAACAUUUCGGCGGGUCAAAAAGCAGUGUAGCAUUAGUCGGUUCACUGUUCGUCUCUCUUCCUCUUAUCGGCGGGGCUAUGGCAAGUCUCGUCACUGUCAAACUUGGAUGUCGGACCGCGGCCAUGGUAGGUGGGGUCGUCACAGCACUUGGAAUAUUGGCUAGCGUGUUUGUACAGUCGUUGGGUCUGAUGUACCUGACGUUUGGUUGUAUUGCCGGGAUAGGAGCUUCCUUGCCUUACCUGUCAGCCUCCGUUAUACUUGGUCAGAAUUUCAGGAGUAAACUGGGUCUAGCUUCUGGGAUCUCGGAGUGUGGUGGCGGAAUGGGGACGGUGUUCAUGCCCAUGGUGUUUGAGACACUGUUAGUGACCUAUGGAUGGAGAGGAACGCUCAUGAUUCUGUCUGCCAUCGUGCUUAAUGUGUGUGUAUGUGGUGCCCUCUAUCAGUCAAUAUCGCCUCCGAAAACCGAGAAAAACCGACUGAAAAAAGAAAAGUUUGAACAAUUUGUCGGCGAAAGCACAUAUCCAAGGGAAAAUAUUUCACCGUAUAUUCUUCAAAGUUACUACAAUGGCAGUGUUGUCACCACCGACAAAGAGAAAAACUUUGAUUUUACCCAAGGAGAUUGUUUGAAAGAAAUCACGAAAGCCUGCUCUUCGAAGUUCAGCCUACAUAUUUUUACCAAUUCCGAGUAUAUACUAUACACUUUUGCUGUGUUUUUCUUCAACCUGUGGGUCGGUGUCCCAUAUGUGUACCUGUCUGACAAGGCCAUAGAACACGGUGUGGAUAAGGAGAACGCGUCCUUACUGCUGUCCAUCAUAGGUGCAUCACAGCUAGUUGGCUGCCUCACAGCCGGGGCCGUUGUGGACAACAGGAAAAUUGAUAAGAUCACCAUGUUUGGUGUCACCUCAGCUCUAUCUGGCACUGCCCUGGCACUUAUGCCUCGAUUCUCUACGUUCGCACCACUUGCAGUUUUGGCAGCAGUGUUUGGCUUGUUCUCUGCGCCUGUAGACUCCAUGAGUCUGGUGAUGCUGACGGAUAUCCUUGACUCGAAACAGCUCAGCUCCGGGUUUGGCUACAUUAUGACUCUAAAGGGCUUCGGGGAACUACUUGGCCCGCCUAUUGCAGGACUGCUGUAUGACGGAUCGGGGAAUUAUGACAACACCUUCUAUGCCGCUGGAGGAAGUAUGAUUGCGUGUGGUGUGCUCUACCGUCUACUCUCCAAGGUGAAGGUCGGACGUUGCACUCAUCUCUCUCCACGAGUUGCUGCUGACGCUCCAGAAGUCUUCUUGAAAUGAUGUUGGACAGUCAGCACCGAGGGAUACGUACUUACACCACGAUCCAGGCGUCGUCAGAUACCUGUCAUCGCAUGCAACCUUCCUUAUCCAAUGAUUUCAGCACGUUGCACUUGUAGAUAGUCGGUUUUACACACACCAUUUAGGGGGUUAUGGUCUCAUAAAUAAAACGGUGAAGCAC
Molecule: messenger RNA, 2005 nt
Organism: Haliotis rubra (blacklip abalone)
Lineage: Eukaryota; Metazoa; Mollusca; Gastropoda; Lepetellida; Haliotidae
Product: monocarboxylate transporter 12-like
Exons: 2
Coding region: 1-1827 (608 amino acids)
Biological process (GO): transmembrane transport; monocarboxylic acid transport
Molecular function (GO): monocarboxylic acid transmembrane transporter activity
Source: RefSeq, a predicted model, not a curated record